AUGGCUUUUAUAGUGGAUCAACAAUCUGAGCUCAAAUACUUUUGCAAAAUCUGCAACAAACGUUUCGGAUGUGGGAGAGCGCUUGGUGGGCACAUGAGGUCGCAUGGAAUCGGAGACGAGAGCCGGUACAUCGAAGACGACGACACUGCAAGUGAUUGGAGAAGCAAGUCGGGAACGAACAUCGUGCCGUCGAGCAACAAACGCAUGUAUGGGUUAAGAACAAACCCUAAUCGUUUGAAGAGCUGUAGGGUUUGUGAGAAUUGUGGCAAGGAGUUCUUUUCAUGGAAAUCUUUACUCGAGCACGGUAAAUGCAGCUCUAAGGAUGCUGAAUUGCCUGGUUCGUUGCAAAGGUUGGAAGGCAACGACGAUGUUGCGAUGACUAAUGGCUCGGGUUAUUUGUCUAAGAGGAAAAGAUCGUUGGUCUCCGAUUGUCCGUCGAGCGUAGAGGAAGAUGUUGCCAAUUGCUUGAUGAUGCUAUCCAAAUCAACCGUUGUACUUCCUCUUGUUAACGAGCCUGAAGAGUCUUGUACUUCGGCUAGCAAAGAAGAAGAGACAAGAAACACGAUGGAUUUCGUUACUGCCAUUUCAUAUAGGCCUAACGUACCUAUGGAUAAGGCCAAAGGUGUAGCAAAAGGGGCGUUCGAGUGCAAAGCAUGCAAGAAAGUGUUCAAUUCCCAUCAAGCAUUGGGUGGACAUAGAGCUAGUCAUAAGAAAGUUAAGGGAUGUUUCGCAGCGCGGCUCGAUAAUGAUCAUAACGGUAGAGACGAUAGUUUAGCCGACCACGAUUACACCGAGUUUUUCUCGACAUCCAAAACAAAAUCAAAAGUACACGAAUGUUCGAUAUGUCAUCGGGUAUUUUCGUCUGGACAAGCAUUAGGAGGACAUAAAAGAUGUCAUUUGAUAACGUCGAAUCCACCUGCUGAUCACACUCCCUCGUUAAUUAAGUUUCAACGGUAUCAAGACAACAUAAAGAAAAUUCAGCAAACCCAUAGAUCAAGUUUUAUUGGUGAUUCUGAGAAACUUGAUCUUAAGCUUGACCUCAAUCUUCCUGCCCCAAGGAACUGCAUUGAUCGAUCGAGUUUUGAUGUUUCAACAAAAAUCUAUUUGCAGCCUUGGAUUGGCAAAGAAAAGGAAGAUAAUCUGCAGCAACUGCAUGUUGACAAUAAUAACAGCAAUGAUGCGAUUAAGAACAAUCUCUGUAAUGUUUCUAACCAAGAUGAAGAAGACAAAACUGGCAGUACGAUAAUGUUAGCAAAACUAAGUGAACUAAAGGACAUCAAUAUGAGUGCAAGCUCACUUCCAUGGCUGCAAGUUGGGAUCGUUUCAACUACUAAUGUUUGUUCUGACCCUUAG
Messenger RNA from Hibiscus syriacus, 1353 nucleotides. Its product is annotated as zinc finger protein ZAT9-like. The coding region runs from base 1 to 1353 and encodes 450 amino acids. The record is from RefSeq and is a predicted model, not a curated record. Lineage: Eukaryota; Viridiplantae; Streptophyta; Magnoliopsida; Malvales; Malvaceae. The transcript is spliced from 2 exons.